AUGUCUGAGGUGAGAGUUGACGUGUGUGAACCUGAGGCAGGAUCGUGUGAUAACCAGACUGGAGUAUGUACUGGCUCCAUGAAAUCCACUGGUUCUGAUGCUUCUAGUCCGGACUUGCAAGGCCUGCUGCUUGCUGUCGACACAUCCUCUCCUGAUAUGAGCCCUUCUUCCUCCUCUGAGACCUGUGGUUUGUUGUCAUUGCCUUGGGAGAUCUUAACCAACAUUGCCUCGCACCUACCUGCUCAAUGUGUCAUCAAUGUGCUGCCAAAGGUCUGCCAUACGUUGGGCACUGUCGGUAAGGACAGCACUGCUUGGCAGCUACGAGCACGGAGGUUAAUAGGAUCAAAGGCUAGCUUUCCAGUCGGGCCAAGGGAGGACUUUGACUGGCCUACUGCUUGUAUGGAGAUGGAACAUCUGAUAACCUCCUGGUGUGUGGACAGACAGACCCCUAAAGAUCAGGAAAAAAACGAUCAAGCAAGGAUGCAGGAAGGAUAUUUGCAAGUUGCAGCGGAACAGGAAGAUGGUGGAGGUGAUGAAGUAGAAGGGGUAGGAGUGGCUGCACAGCAAGUUGCUUACGGUGCUGAUGAAGGAAUGAUGAUAGCAAUGGAUGGUGAAAUCCACCUCAUGUUAGAUGGAGACCAAAUGGCAAGAUUGAGAGAGGAAUUGGAGGGUAGACUGGAUGUUGAAGGAAGGGUGGCUUUUCCUGCUGAAGAGGGGCAAGAUGUCGUUGCUCAUCACCAUGAGGCCAACCCCAGGAAUCUGGAUAAUGAGAGAGAUGUAGCGAUGAUGCAACCACAGUUGCCCAGAAGUCCCAGCCCUCCUCCAGACCUGGAGUGCGUCAUUCUGCCCUCAGAUCAUAUCUCUCAAGUCAACUCAGUGCUGCUCCUUGGGGGAGAAGGGGCAGUGUGCGCCACAGCUUCCAGAGACUAUAACGUGAAACUCUGGGACCUGCAAGAAGGCUCUAACGGUACCCUUCUCUACACACUGGGAAAGCAGGGUGACCUCAGCACACAUGGAGGCUGGGUCUGGUGCCUGGCAUCACAGGGUCCUCUCCUGGCAACAGGAGGAUUUGAUAGCACAGUGAGGCUGUGGGACCUACAGGCAGGCGGUGCAGACAGAGGCCUGAUCAGAACUGGAGCUAUUGUCCUCUGCUUGUCUUGUCAGACAGAUCUACUGCUAGCUGGCACAUUUGAUAAGAGGAUCAACAUGUAUGACACAAGAGCCGCUGAACCACUGAUUAAAAGUUUACGUCUCCACGGUGAUGCGGUAAUGUGCCUCGCUGCUGAUGACAACUAUAUCAUCUCUGGGAGUAAAGACUGCACAGUUGCUCUCUAUGACCGUAGGGCGGAAAAAGGCUUGAAGAGACUUAGGCUGAGCUCGUAUUUGCUGUCCAUGAGCCAUAGUGGUUAUGAAGUCUGGGCAGGGGACAACAGAGGAAUGCUGCACUCCUUUUCAAUGCACGCGGGGGCCUUAAAGCUGCUCUCCCAAUUUGAUGUUGGACACACAGAUCUAGUUACUGGCAUUCACAGGUCCCAUGGAAGCCUCUACACCUCUUCAUCGGAUUGUUCUGUCAAAUUGCAUAUCCCCUGUGCGCCUCCAAGGACUUUGCGUACUCUGCAUUAUCACAAUGGAGUCAAUGGGCUGAGUGUGGAUGCUGGUGUCCUUGCUGUGGCCUGCGGUGACUCCAGUGUGCAAAUUUGGAGGCCCAGAAAGUGAAACUAUAAGACCUACUUCCCACCGCUGGAAGAUUGUAAGCCAGUGCAGACCAACGAUGCUUGCUGCCCAUGUAACAUUGUGAAAUUGUGGAAUAAACUGAUAAACACAAAGUUAAUCACCUUUAAAAAUUCACAGCUUCUUAAUUUUGCUGGAUGGUUUCAUGCAUGGAGAUAUAAAUGGUAAUUUACCAAAUUAAUCCAAAUUUUUAGAACGUGAUAUGACAAUUUAAUUUAAGAUACAUCUGGCCAAAAUUCCUUUUAAGAAUAUCACGAGCACGAAAACCGGACGUUUUACAGAAACUUUUUAUUUUUUCAUUUUUUUUUGACUGAAUUUUCUUUUUGUGUAAACAGUUUUUAUAUGAUGUAAGUUGAGUAUUUUCAGGUCUGUUAGUGUGGCCAGGUUUAUUUGUUGGUCAUGGUUAUUCAGUAAGCUUUAAGAGACACUGCGUGUACCUGUAGUAUCACUGUACAUUUUGUGCUGUUUAUUAAACCAUAAAACUACAGUCAUUUAAAUGUUUAUUGUGAAUGAUCAGAAUCAUUACAAUAACGGAGAUCAAAUUAAAAUAAAAAGUUCAAGAUCCAGGUAAAAUAUAAUGAAACGUUUGUCCCUUUGUUACACUGAAUGUUCAAUUAAAUUCACCAAAAAGAGUCUGAAUUCUUGACUGGAUUUACAAAUGAAGUGCCAUGGUUUGGGGUAAAUUACUGAUUCAUUUUAAUGCUAUUCUUGAGCACAUGUAGCAGCGGAUGCUCUUCGGUCUUGCAAACGUUCUGCUCAGCCGUCAUUGCUGUCAUCUCUUGAAAAGUAUCAAAGCAGCACACAGGUUUUCUUGUCUUUGAAAGGGUUGGCUGAAGCAGCUAUACCGGUGAGCAGAGGAUCGCUCCGCCGGUGCUCCUGACAGUACUGGACCAAAUCUGCCGCUGUCAGGGAAAUCUGCUUGGAAACAAGAUAUCAGCAAACGUCAUCAAUUUGUAAACAUACUUCAAUUUAGACCGUGGCAGUCUCCAUUUGUUUUUGCUGAAAAUAUGGCAAAACAUGCUCCCUCUGUUGCCAUGGAGGCUGUCCUGAAGCCAAGCUGUGAGCUUCCUGAGGAUAUGCCAAAAAUCAGAGGCUACGACUUUAACCAGGGGGUUGAUCUCCAGGCAGUGCUGAAGUCCUACCUCACCACAGGCUUCCAGGCCAGCAGUUUAGGCUUGGCAAUCCAGGAAAUCAAUACCAUGAUAGAGAAGCGUCUUGAGCCAGUGGAAGUAGAUGAAGGAAAUGAGUCCAAAGAGCACUCAGGCUGCACCAUCUUCCUUGGUUACACCUCAAACCUCAUCAGCUCCGGAGUUAGAGAAAGCAUCCGCUAUCUAGCAGAGCACAAAAUGGUGGAUGUGAUUGUGACCACAGCUGGAGGCAUUGAAGAAGAUUUGAUCAAGUGUCUGGCUCACACCUACUUAGGAGACUUUAGUCUGUCCGGGAAGGAGCUCCGCUUGAGGGGCAUUAACAGAAUAGGAAACCUGCUGGUGCCCAAUGAUAACUACUGUAAGUUUGAGGACUGGCUGAUGCCCAUCCUGGAUCAGAUGUUGCUGGAGCAGAACACAGAGGGAACCCGUUGGACUCCCUCCAAAAUGAUCCAUCGGCUUGGCAAGGAGAUAAAUAAUACAGACUCUGUUUACUACUGGGCCUACAAAAACAACAUUCCAGUGUUCAGUCCCGCUCUGACAGACGGCUCCAUUGGCGACAUGAUCUACUUUCAUUCUUAUAAGAACCCGGGCUUAAUUUUGGACAUUGUUGAAGAUAUUCGCAGGUUGAACAGUCAGGCGGUUUUUGCCAAAAAGACGGGAAUGAUCAUCCUGGGAGGAGGGCUGGUUAAGCAUCAUAUAGCCAAUGCUAAUCUUAUGAGGAACGGAGCUGACUAUGCAGUGUACGUGAACACGGGCCAGGAGUUUGAUGGCUCUGACUCUGGAGCCCGACCUGAUGAGGCCAUAUCUUGGGGCAAAAUCAGAACGGAUGCCAAACCUGUUAAGGUGUACGCUGAUGCCUCUCUGGUUUUCCCUCUGAUCGUCGCCGAGACCUUCGCACUGCACGCCAAUAAGCUGACCGCCGAAAAGAAAACAGAGUAAAAGGUUGUGGACUCAAGGAUUCUGUUAGAAACACCAACCCCUUGUUCUCCUAGUAAUUUGCUUCCUUUUGUCAUUGAAUCAAUGAGUUGGUGGUGUGUCUGAAUAGCUGUUAGGCCAUGAUGUUUUAAAGGCUUUUCCAUAGUAUUUAUUUGUUAAGACAAGUUUUUCUUUUCCUGAUCAGUUGUUGAGACAACUGAGAUUACAUAGCAUGGCUAUCAUGUGCUGAAGAAACUAAAGAAUAGUGCAUCAGCUUUUAGCAGCAGGGAAUGGUGUGUGUGUGUGUGCGUGUUGAGACUAAAUACAUGCCUACGCGUUCCUUUGAAAUGAGUUUUAAGUUGUUUUAGUUUAGCUAUGGCUCAUGCCUGCUGUCAUCAGAAUGGCCUUUCUCAGUCUCAUUUGUAUAAAUGUAAGCAGCCCUUUACCGUAUUAUUUCUGGAUAGCAAAUGCUCCUGUAUAUCAUAACGAAUUAUUAUUACAAAGUAUUUCUGAUUCUGAAUGAUGAGGAAAUAAUAAAAUAUUGAAACUUGA
Messenger RNA from Menidia menidia (Atlantic silverside), 4346 nucleotides. The record is from the annotation of a GenBank genome assembly. Lineage: Eukaryota; Metazoa; Chordata; Actinopteri; Atheriniformes; Atherinopsidae.